Ochotona curzoniae (black-lipped pika) is the source of this 1572-nucleotide messenger RNA. RefSeq names its product phosphoribosylaminoimidazole carboxylase and phosphoribosylaminoimidazolesuccinocarboxamide synthase (gene PAICS). Gene Ontology annotation, biological process: 'de novo' IMP biosynthetic process. Gene Ontology annotation, molecular function: phosphoribosylaminoimidazolesuccinocarboxamide synthase activity. The coding region runs from base 174 to 1475 and encodes 433 amino acids. The transcript is spliced from 9 exons. The record is from RefSeq and is a predicted model, not a curated record. NCBI's taxonomy places the organism in Eukaryota, Metazoa, Chordata, Mammalia, Lagomorpha, Ochotonidae.
GAGCCCCGCGGUCAUCGGAUCCGCUCGCUGCCGGGCAGCCGUCCGCCUGCUCCGCCGAGCCGCCCUCCGCCUGCUCCGCCGAGCCGCCCUCCGCCUGCUCAACGCGAGCCGCGCUCCCGCCUCCAGCCCCGCCGACAGCGCCUCGCAGCCCGGCUCUCGCUGCACUCGGGACGAUGGCGACGGCUGAGGUUCUGAACAUCGGUAAGAAACUCUAUGAGGGCAAAACAAAAGAAGUGUAUGAAUUGUUGGACUGUCCCGGACAAGUUCUCCUGCAGUCCAAGGACCAGAUUACAGCAGGAAAUGCGGCCAGAAAGAACCACAUGGAGGGAAAAGCUGCCAUCUCAAACAAAACUACCAGUUGCAUUUUUGAGCUGUUGCGAGGAGCAGGUAUCAAAACUGCUUUCGUCAGGCAGCACGGGGAGACGGCUUUCAUCGCGCCGCGCUGUGAGAUGGUUCCCAUUGAGUGGGUCUGCAGGAGAAUAGCCACCGGCUCCUUUCUCAAACGAAAUCCUGGCGUUGAGGAAGGGUACAGGUUUAACCCACCUAAAGUGGAAAUGUUUUUCAAGGAUGAUGCCAACAAUGACCCACAGUGGUCUAGGGAACAGAUCAUUGCUGCCAAGUUCUGCUUUGCUGGACUUGACAUAGGUCAAACUGAGGUGGACAUCAUGGACCGCACCACACAGGCUAUUUUUGAAAUCCUGGAGAAGUCCUGGUCGACUCAGAAUUGUACCCUGGUGGAUAUGAAGGUUGAGUUUGGUGUUGAUGUUACUACCAAAGAAAUUGUUCUUGCUGAUGUGAUUGAUAAUGAUUCCUGGAGACUCUGGCCGUUAGGGGAUCGAAGGCUGCAGAAAGACAAGCAGUCUUACCGUGACCUGAAAGAAGUGACUCCCGAAGGGCUGCAGAUGGUGAAGAAAAACUUCGAGUGGGUUGCUGAGAGAGUGGAGUUGCUUCUGAAACCACAAAGCGUAAGCAGAGUUGUAAUACUGAUGGGCUCAACUUCUGAUCUUGAGCACUGUACACAGAUCAAGAAGGCUUGCGAAGGUUUUGGAAUGCCCUGUGAGCUUCGUGUGACGUCUGCCCAUAAAGGACCAGAAGAAACCCUGAGGAUCAAAGCCGAGUACGAAGGGGAUGGCAUCCCCACUGUGUUCGUGGCAGUGGCAGGCAGAAGCAACGGCUUGGGCCCAGUGCUGUCCGGCAACACCGUGUAUCCAGUCCUGAACUGUCCCCCGCUCGACUCGGAAUGGGGGGCCCAGGAUGUGUGGUCCUCUCUUCGACUACCCGGUGGUGUCUGCUGUUCGACUAUUCUUUCUCCCCAAGGAGCAGCUCGGCUUGCUGCUCAGAUCCUUGGAUUGAACGACCACUUGGUAUGGGCCAGACUGCGCGCAAGCCUGUUGAACAUGUGGAUUUCCUUGAAGCAGGCUGACAAGAAAAUCCGAGCAUCCAGUUCCUCAGAAGGAACACCAUUUUCUUUUUAGGAGGAAAACUAUGAUUUUCUAGUUUAACCAUAAUAGGGAAAAAAUCGUGUGAGUCGUAAAGACAAUUUUUUAAAUCAAACAAAAUUUCCUAAUAAAU